AGGGCAUUCGAGGGACUGGGACGCCCUUAAUUCAUGCACCAACGCUGCCCCAACACACAAUAGUAUCAAAUAUUUGUCGUGCAGCCGCCAUUGCAGCAACCGCUGCCCGCAACAGUGCGGCCAGUAGCGCAUUGCAGCACAAUGGCAGCUGUGCAGUGAAACAAGCAUGCGGCGCCUGCUGCUGCCCAUGGUCGCGGCGCUAGCAAAAGCAGGCAGCCGCGGCGCGAACGGCGUCGCGCUCUGCGGCCCGGACCACAUUGCAAUAGCGGACUCGGCGGCCGACAGCGUCGUGAUCCUCGACCCGCGCCGCGCGGAAGUCGUAGACAUCGUCCCGCUGCCCUACGGCAUCUUCGCGCACGGCGUCGCGUGUCUACGACAACCGACAGAUCAUGAACCGGGUGUGAUAAUCGUCACGGCGCAGCACGGCGGCCACGUCUUCGCGUCGGCUUAUGAUGAGAAUCGACAACACCGCCUAUCAACGUACGCGGCGUGGUUCGCGUCCUUCCGGCCGAACACGACUCUUGUAGAGGGCACGUACGCCGUCGACGCGGAGCCGUGGCGGAACAUGACGCACGGCCCCAAAGGAUUGGCAUUGCACGACGGCGUUAUUUAUCUACCUUUCCAGUCGCGCCACACCAUAAUAAGUGUGGACGCCGCGGACAUUGUGGAAAUCGUCUCCGCGAAGUUCCGCGAGCGGAGGCACCUCGCGCUCGCGGAGAAUGCAUUGGUGUGGGUCAACGCCACCUCCGCUAGGAUUUUCGGCCACCCGCGGAAGCCCUACGCGCUGGCCUUCGGGCCAUGGAUGGGGGUCGAGGCGCUCUACGUCUUGGGGGGCGACGGCGUGGUCGUCCUCAACAUCACUCUCAACAUCACCCUCGUACCACACGCGCCGGUCCUGGCGACCUACGUCACGGAGAACAUGCGCUACGCGCGGGCGCUGGCGGUGCUCGGGGAGAAGGUCUACCUCCUCGUGACGAAGGGGCACUCCAGCUGGGUCGAAGCGCACGCCUUUUCCGCGCCCCCGUACACCGUUGGCGUCGUGGGCCGCGGACACGGCGCCGGCGACGGCUGCGGGACCGUCCCGUCCUUCUCGCGGCCCCACUCUAUCAUCGCCGCCGCGGCCCCACCUCCUUCCGGAAGACGGCGCCUGGCGCAACACGCGCACUCGAAGGACGCCCUUUGGGUCGCCGACAUGGAUAAUAGGGCCGCGCGGUCCAUCUCCAUCGACGGCAACCGUGGCUGCACUUCGACAAUUCCGUACCGGAGUUUAUUGCGGCGCUUCCACGAGCGGCCCGCGGCGGCGACGCCGAACUGCUCGCAACAGCUCGUACCGACGGCCGCGGCUGCGAAAGCCGCCUGCGGCGACCGGCGGCUCUGCUCGGCCGCGGAGCUGCGUCCCACGGACGGUAUCGCCUGGGCGGCCGGCGACUGCGCGUCGUGCUUCUCGCACAUCGAGACCUGCGACGCGACGAAGGAACGCUGGGGCGCCGACUACUUUCCCCUGCUGACGUCGUCGCGGAAAUCGACGUGGCUCGAGUGCCGGAGCGCGAGGGACGGCCCGCGCCCACAGGCCCGCGCGUGCUGCUGCGGCCCCGAGUGAUUAGUUAUGCGCCUGGCGCUUUUCGUUUCCGAAUCCCCUUCGGCGUCCGAAUCCCUAUCGGCUAUUGUAAGUAACAUGAUACGUUUAAC
Molecule: messenger RNA, 1689 nt
Organism: Pelagomonas calceolata
Lineage: Eukaryota; Pelagophyceae; Pelagomonadales; Pelagomonadaceae
Source: the annotation of a GenBank genome assembly